This is a messenger RNA of Lactuca saligna, 483 nucleotides long. The record is from the annotation of a GenBank genome assembly. NCBI's taxonomy places the organism in Eukaryota, Viridiplantae, Streptophyta, Magnoliopsida, Asterales, Asteraceae.
AUGGCGGCAUCACUGUUCACCUUCUCCUCCACUUCAAGAAGAGUCGUCCCAGCUCCAAACUCUCCUCCUCUUCCCAUAUACAUGAAAGCCACAAACAUAGUUUUCAACCCUGAUAUUCCAGGUGUUCAUCGAGGUCUUGGACUUGAUGAUUUUUUUAAUUUCUUAGUCUCCUGCCGACUCCGAUACGCAAUCAGUGACGUUCCAUCAGAGUUCUUUCCUGAACAAGUCUGUGAGUUCUACUACACUGCAACAAUUAAUGAUGAAAACAACGUCAUCUCCGGGACUAUUGGCCGUGGAAGACACUCAGUCUUUAUUACCGCUGACCUCCUCAGUGUUGCGCUCAGGUUACCAAUCUUUAAACCCUUCUCUGAGCUUCCACCUAUUGUACGUUGUCGAUGUCUCUUUGAUCAACUGAGAUAUGAUCACUCAAAGGCUGGUACUCGAUCAGCUCUCAUUAUGCAUCAAUGUAUGACUCCAGGAUAG